This is a messenger RNA of Carassius carassius (crucian carp), 1215 nucleotides long. RefSeq names its product proteasome subunit beta type-8-like. Lineage: Eukaryota; Metazoa; Chordata; Actinopteri; Cypriniformes; Cyprinidae. The transcript has 6 exons. The record is from RefSeq and is a predicted model, not a curated record. The coding region runs from base 84 to 632 and encodes 182 amino acids. Gene Ontology annotation, cellular component: proteasome core complex.
AAGAUUAUUUCGGUUUCGAUUUCAAGGCGGAGGAACAAGGAAGAACUAGUAUAUCCGUUGCAGGUAGUCUACAUUAACUGAAAAUGGCUCUUCUAGACGUUUGCGGAAUAUCAGACUGGGUGAAAGAAGACACGUUCAGCGCACAGAAAGCCUCGGUUGACCGAGUUAACCACUUUAAUUUCGCAGCGCGAGAGCCAGAGCUGGCGGUCCCGCUCGGAGUGGACCCAGCUGAUUUUCUGAAACCCUUUACGGAUUGUGAGGAUGGGGUUGAGGGGGUCUCCAUUAAGCUGGAACAUGGUACCACCACUCUGGCCUUUAAAUUUCAGCAUGGUGUGAUGGUAGCUGUAGACUCCAGAGCCUCUGCAGGGUCAUACGUUAGCACCCAGAUGUUUAAGAAGGUGAUUGAGAUCAAUCCCUACCUUCUGGGAACCAUGUCUGGAAGUGCAGCAGACUGUGUGUACUGGGAGAGGCUCCUGGCCAAAGAGUGCAGGAUUUACAAGCUGAGAAACAAAGAAAGGAUUUCUGUCUCUGCUGCCUCUAAGCUGCUGGCUAAUAUGGUGGCAAAUUACAGAGGCAUGGGUCUUUCUAUGGGUACCAUGAUCUGUGGAUGGGACAACAAGGCAAGUUUUUAAUUCUGCAUGACUUAAAACAAGUUCCUGGACUUCCUUUCAAAUAAAUUAAGAAAAUGUUCUACCAUGAUAAACAAAUUCAGUGUGUCAUUAACAUAAAAAAUACUUUGAGCCGUUCUGAAUCUGUUCACAUUAUUUUCUUUUAAGUGUGUUCUUUAUCACAACUUGAGCAUUACAUUAAUGUACCUGCUGUGUCAAAACGCAUCAUUUCAGGGUCCUGGUUUAUACUAUGUUGAUGACAACGGGUUGCGACUGAGUGGGAACAUGUUUUCCACGGGGUCUGGGAACUCUUAUGCCUAUGGCGUGAUGGACAGUGGUUAUCGUUAUGACCUGACGGUGCCAGAAGCCUAUGAUUUGGCCCAGCGAGCUAUAUUUCAUGCCACCCACAGAGAUGCCUACUCUGGAGGAACAGUGAACAUGUAUCACAUGCAAGAGACUGGCUGGAUUAAAGUCUCUCAGGAGGAUGUUGGGCAGCUGUAUCACCGUUUUGCUGCAGAGAAAAAAUGAAAACUGCCAUUGAUCACUUUUUAUUGUUGAUUUACAGGAGUGAACAUACAAUAAACACUAUGAAAAAAUCCUGUUUAAU